This is a messenger RNA of Erigeron canadensis, 465 nucleotides long. Its product is annotated as squamosa promoter-binding-like protein 3. The record is from RefSeq and is a predicted model, not a curated record. The coding region runs from base 1 to 465 and encodes 154 amino acids. Lineage: Eukaryota; Viridiplantae; Streptophyta; Magnoliopsida; Asterales; Asteraceae. Gene Ontology annotation, molecular function: DNA binding. Gene Ontology annotation, cellular component: nucleus. The transcript has 2 exons.
AUGGAAAGUGAAAAAGCCAAAGCUUCCUCAAGCAAACAAAAGUUUAAGAUGAUCAAGGGUUUGAUUAGUGAUCACCACGGCGAAAGGGGGUUUGGAGGCGAUGGAAAUUAUAAUGUGAAGAAGAAAAAAGCAGGGGGUUGUGGGCCGUCGUCAUCGUCAAGUACUGUGGCGAGAUGUUGCCAAGCUGAGAAGUGUAUGGCUGAUCUGAAUGAGGCGAAGCAGUAUCAUCGUAGGCAUAGAGUGUGUGAGCUCCAUGCAAAGGCUCAAGCUGUGAUGGUUGCCGGAACCCGUCAAAGGUUUUGUCAACAAUGUAGCCGGUUUCAUGAGCUUUCGGAAUUUGAUGAUACCAAGAGAAGCUGUAGGAGGCGUCUUGCCGGACACAACGAGAGACGUAGGAAGACUUCAAUUGAGUGUAAAGGGGGCACCGGGAAAGAGCUUGCAUGCGGGGAAGUUGAUGAUCAUUAG